Messenger RNA from Dictyostelium discoideum AX4, 4512 nucleotides. It is a transcript of the gene enlA, whose product is annotated as actin binding protein. The record is from RefSeq and is a predicted model, not a curated record. Lineage: Eukaryota; Evosea; Eumycetozoa; Dictyosteliales; Dictyosteliaceae. The coding region runs from base 1 to 4512 and encodes 1503 amino acids. Gene Ontology annotation, biological process: actin filament bundle assembly. Gene Ontology annotation, molecular function: actin filament binding. The transcript has a single exon.
AUGUCAGAUGAUAAAAUUCAUUUAAAAGUUAGAUUGGUUGAUAAGAAAGUUUUUAAAAAAUUUUCAUUUUAUCCAAAGAAAACAGUUAAAGAGGCAAGAUUAUUUAUAGCGGCCGAAUUAGAAGUUGAUCCAGAUCAAUAUGGUUUAUUCCUUCCACCAAAGGAUGAUCAAAAUGGUGUUUGGUUUAGAGAUGAUUAUCCAUUAGAUUUCUAUGGAUUAGAGGGAGAGAAUGAAAAAGAGGCAUUAUUAUUCACAAGUAAAGAUUCAGCACAGAUGGAGUUUGUAGAAUUCAAGAAACGUUAUAGACCCAUCAAAGUUGGUAAAGGUGAUAACCAAUUCCGUACAUUGAUGGUAGACGACACAAUGAACGUAUCGGACAUUGUAAAGUAUGUCUCUACACAGGUGCCCAUCUCAAGUGCAAUCGAUAGGGAGCAAUACGACCAAAUGAACAUGUAUGAGGUUGAGGAGUUGUCCAACGAUAUGACCGUCAGGGAGCAGGGUUACGUUGGCGAAUGCACCACCAAUCUUUUACGUGGCGCCAAGGGUGAUCUUGGCCUUUGCGUGCAAGUUCCUUAUUUCGAGGGUUUCAUCAUGAGAAAGAGGGGUGGUGGUUUGAUCAAGGGUUUAAAGAAUUGGAACAAACGUUGGUACAGUCUUAGAAAGAAUAAAUUACUCUACUUUAAAUCAAAAUCCGAUUCAACAGAGAUGGGUUGUAUCUUGAUGAAAACAGUUCAAACAGUUAGACCUUGUACAGAGGUUGCCGAUAUACCAUCGAAAUAUUCAAAGAUGUGCUUUGAAAUCGUUACACCCGCUAGAACAUUUGUAAUGUUGGCAAAUAAUGUUUCUGAUAUGAAGAAAUGGGUAGAGAUAUUGGAAUCAUCUCGUAGAAUGUUUGCUUAUGAAACUCACUUUUUCGGUGUCGCCAGUAAAAAGAUAUCAGAAGGUGGUGGUGGUUCAUUCAUCAAUGAUGACGAUGACGAUGACGAUGAUGAUGAUGAAAAUAGUGAAAGAAAAGAACAAAAGAGAAGAUUACAAGAACAAAAAAUGGAAAAAGAACGUCAAGAGAAAGAACGUAUUCAAGCAGAAGAGAAAGCACGUCAAGAUGAAGUUGAACGUCAAGAACGUAUUCGUAUUGAACAAGAACAAGCAGAACGUCAAUUCAUUGAACAAGAGUUGGCUCGUGCCGAGGAGGAACGUAAAGAACGUAUUCGUCAAGAGCAAGAGGAACAAGAUCGUCAAGAACAAGAGAGAAGAAGAAUCGAAGAGGAGGAAAUGGUUAAAUUAAUGAUUGAAGAAGAGGAGAGAAGAAGAAAACUCGAAGAAAAGAGACAAGAAGAUCUUAGAAAGAUUCAAGAGGAACAAGAAUUACUCGUGAAACAACAACAAGAAUUCAUUGCAAAACAACAACAACUCGAACUUGAAAAACAAAGACAACUUCAAGAUCAACUCGAAGAAGAUAGACGUUUGGAGGAAUUAAUGUUACAAAUGGAAAUGGAUCAAGAAGAACGUAUCAAAGUCAAAGAGGAACAAGAACGUCAAGAACAAGAGAAACUCGAACUUGCAAAGAAAAUGCAAGAAGAGGAAGAGAAAUUAAAAGAAGAACAAGAACGUAUUCGUUUAGAACAAGAAAGAGUUGAAAAAGAACGUCAAGAAGAAGAGAAACGUAUGGAAUUAGAACGUAUCGAAGAGGAACGUCUCGAAGCAAUUCGUAUUGAAAAAGUACGUAUUGAAAAGGAGGAACGUGAACGUAAAGAAGAGGAGGAAAGAAAAGAAAAAGAAAGAAAGAGACAAGAGGAAGAGGAAAGAAUUAAAAAAGAACAAGAAGAAAAGAUUAGACAAUUUGAAGAGGAAAAGAAGAAACAAGAAGAACUUAGAUUAAUCGAACAAGAACGUAUUCGUGUCGAACAAGAAUUAAUUAGAAAAGAAAGAUUAGAAUUAGAAGAAAAACAAAGAAUUGAACAAAUUGAAAAAGAACAACAACAACAACUCUUAUUAUUAGAACAAUCAAAACAAAGUGAUACCGAUAAUGAAAAUGUUGAUAUGAUGGAUGAGUUUGAACGUGAGGAAGAAGAAAGAGAAAAAGAACAAUUAGCUUCAAAGAGACUUCGUUCAUUACAAGCUCGUUUAGAAAGUGUUUGUGCAGAGACUCCAGAAUUAAAACUUUUAUUAUCAGAAGCAAUCUUAUCUUCACCAGAGAAUUUAUUACUCUCUUGGGCAAAUUAUAUUGUUAGUGGUAUUUCUUCACCAUCACUUCAUUCUUCAAGUAGAUCACAUAUUCAAAGUGAAUUAUCUUCCUCUACUAGUGGUAGUGGUUUAUUAGCUAAUAAUGGUAUAUUGUUAAAUGAUGGUUCAUCGGUUGAUUCAAAUGGUAGUAACAGUGGUGUUGGUAAUAGUAUUAAUAAUGCCAAUGGUAGUAGUAGUAAUAGUGGUGGUAGAGUAUUAAAACCAUCAACAGCAUCAGUAACAUUAGUACCAUCGACAGCAUCUAUUGGUUCAAAUGCUGGUUGUAGUAUUUCAGCAGAGUUAUCAAGAGCUUCAUUAUUAUCAUCAGGUCAUCUUGUUGGUUCUCAAGCAGUUUCACUUGUACAAUUAAAGAAUUUGAAAUCAUUAGAUGCAAACUUGGAAAUGUAUGCAAAUCUUCUCUUCAAAUUGGAGCCACAAGAAUUUAGUCUUCAACAUUAUGUAACAUUAACAACCAAUGCCGAAAGAGCACAAUAUAUUCAUGCAUGUUUAGUUAAAUUGGGUGUAACCACAAUAACUGAGGAACAAUUACUCUCAUCGGAUUCCGAUCAACAUUUGAAUGUUUUACUCACAAUCUAUGAAGAGGUUGGCGGUGAACAAUGGAAAGAGGAAUUCCAUACUCAAGUAGUUUCCAAACGUUCCUUUGCCACUAAAUAUAUUCAACAACUUUUAUCCAAUUGUGUCUCUGCUGGUUUAAAUAUUGCCACAUCACCAGAGGAAUUAUUACCAACACUCAUGAGUGGUAGAGUAUUAUGUGAAUUGAUCAAUAAAGUUUACCCAGGCACUAUAGAUGAACGUGUAAUUCAAAAGACUCAACAAUUUUGUAAAAAGAAUUUAAUGUUGGCUUAUAAUGGUGCUAAGGCACUUGGUGCAACAUCAGUACCAGAUAUCGUCUUCUUAUCCGAUGAUAAAGAUACCAUUUCAUCCACUGUAUUACAUAAUUUAACUUGGUCAAUCGUUGAAACUUGUCUUCUUCAAUCAGCUGAUCCAACAAAGAAUCGUCAUCUCUUCCAUCUAUUGAGAGCUGAGACCAGAACAAGUUUCAUGAAGUUAGAGAAAGAAAAGAUUAUGUUACGUUGGUUCAAUUAUCAUCUAAGAAAAGGUAGUAGUCGUUCCAUCAAUAACUUCACUGACGAUCUUGAAGAUUGUGAAAAUUAUGCCUAUCUCUUUUCAAUUAUCGCUCCACAACAUUCUUUGAAAUCUGAAAUCCUCAAAGAAAAUGAUUGGGAGAAGAGAGCAGAGAUGGUACUCUCAAUGGCUGCUAAAAUCGGUUGUAUGUCAUUGUUAAGUCCACGUGAUAUCGUUGAAACUGAAAAUAGUCAACUCAAUCAAUUAUUCGUCGCCGAUAUUAUGAGAGUUGCUCACGGUUUACCAGCUUAUCAAUUCCGUUUAGAUGUUGAACAAUUGGAUGAUCAAGUUCAAAAAUCAAAGGAUCAAGGUAACAAUGAUGUUGAACUCCUUCAAUGGGUAAAUGGUUUAGCCAUUGAUGGUGUCGAUGCUAAACAUCUCUUGGAGGACUUUAAGUCGGGUUAUCUCUUUUUAAAGAUCUUUGAAAAAGUUACACCACCUGGUACUUUGGAUGCAAAGAGAUUCAAAACCAAUCCAACCAGUGUUUUCAAAAUGGUUGAACUAUGUAAUUAUACAAUGGAAAUCUGUCAUAAAUUUAAAUUAAAUGUUGCUGGUACAGCUGGUACCGAUUUGGCCAAUGGUGAUAUUCGUUCAAAUCGUGCCAUUCUCAAUCAAAUUCGUCGUGUUAUCGUUGGUGAAAAGACUGUUGUUGAUUCAGUCAUUGCCAAUCAAUCUGCUGUCUUAAAAUGGGCAAACAACAAGAUUGGUUUGGAUGUAAAAGUAAAGAGUAUUCAAAGUUUCAAAGAUCAAUUCCUUCAAGAUGGUUUAUUCCUCUUGGAAUUAUUAUCCUCUAUAGAGCAAAACUCUGUAGAUCGUAAAAAUAUCAUCACUAAUUGUUCCAACGAAGAACAACAAGAAUCAAAUUGUCGUUACUUUUUAUCUUGUGCUUGGUCAACUGGUAUACCUUUAAAUGUAGUUUGGGAAGAUGUUCAAAAAGUUAGAUCAAAAUCAAUCAAACAUAUUGUUGAAACUUUACAAUCUUGGGACUUAUUAAAAUCUCAACAUCAAAAUUUAAUUAAUAAUAAUAAUAAUAAUAACAAUAAUAAUAGUAAUAAUAAUAAUAAUAAUAUUAAUAAUAAUAAUAAUAAUAAUAGUAAUAAUAAUAAUAGUAAUAAUAAUAAUAAUAAUAGUAAUAAUAUAUAG